Molecule: messenger RNA, 3223 nt
Organism: Rotaria sp. Silwood2
Lineage: Eukaryota; Metazoa; Rotifera; Eurotatoria; Philodinida; Philodinidae
Source: the annotation of a GenBank genome assembly
GAAUAGAUGAUUUUUUUUCAUUAAAAUCAUUAAAAAUUUCAUCCAAAUCAAUAUCAUCAAAAUUAUCAUCAUUAUUAUUAUUGAUCAUUUUUAGAAAAACAAAAACUAAAAAAAAAAAAAAUUAGAAAUUCAUGAUGUCGAAUAAAAAUAUUCUUAUUUCAUACGUUGAAAACUAUUGAACUAACAUAUAAAUUAAAUUCAAUAUUUCAAACAAACGUUUACUUAUUGAAGGAUAUGUAUAUACGAAUUAAAUACAUAUCGAUCAAAGGUCCAAGCAGGCCCACUUUUUAAAGGUCUGACCUGCCUGUGACAGGCCUACAGAUAUUUAGCCUGCCUGCGCCUGCCAUAAAAUUUCUUCGGCCUGGCCUGCCUGUCUAGGCCUGUCUACUUUUCUUUGGGUUUAAUAUCAUGAUAAUAAUAAAAUAUAUUCAACUGUUAAUCUUUAUAGGAAGUUCAACAUGUCAGUUGAAUGACUUUAGAUGAUCCAAAUGGAAAUUCUCUAAUGUGAACAUCAAAGAAAAUAAUUAAAAGUGCUUAAUAUAUAGAAGUAUUCUUUUCUUGCGUUUCCAUUAUAUCACGUGAGGUUAAGAUCAGGAAAAAUGUUAACUUCAGAAAGUUUAUUAUAGCAAAAGGUAUUUAUGUUUCACGAAAAGAAGACUUCAACCCAAAAGUAAUCGAUUUUGAAGAGAAACGCUCAGCAUGAGUCUGGGUUGUUCUCUAUAAUGAGAUGCUAUUGUUGUUGGGAUGUCGAAAGUGUAAGGUUUUACCCGGCAUUUAAUAUAUGUACAUUGCAAAGUGUCAGUAUGGUGAAAAAUAAAAGAAUAGAAAGGCAUUUCUCUUGACGAAAACAAUCAGUUUUUUGUUGCAAAGAAUUUUAUAAAAAUCCAAAAGAUAAAAUGUCCCUCCUAUUAAUACAUGCAAGAGAAUUCGUAUGCAACGAUAACGAAAACUGAAGCAGAAAAGGAUGGUUCAGCAUCAACUGAGCUAGCUAGGGUUCAAAAUGAAUGGAAAAAAAAUAAUGAAAAAUAUCGAGGAGCGGUCCAUACUUGAUAAGAUGAUUAAACAAAUACAAUCCGAAUAAGAACAUAAUCAACACAAACAAGAUCAUGCUCAGGUUUUUAUUGAUAUUUAUACGCAUUCCUAUAUUAGUAGAGUUCAUUUUAUUUUUUAAAUUAAUUUAAUUAUUGUUUACAUCUAUUUAUCAUUGAACUUUUUUUUUCUGAAUAGUACAUUGAACAGGGCUGGCCCGAUAGGGGGUUUUGGGGAUUGUGACAACCUCCCCCCAAUAAUCGAGAAUUUUGGUUUUCACCCAGCAAAAAUGAAUUUUUUUUCGCGAGUAGUGUUAGAAAAAAGUUUUAUUCGCAUUAAAAAUAUCCGAAACAACCUCCCAAAAAAUCGCGACAAUCCCCCAAUGUUUGCUGACUCGGGCCAGCCCUGGCAUUGAAAAAGUAGAGAUGCAAACAGAUUAUUCUUAUCGUUUCAAAAUCUACACUAUAAUUGUCUCUAUUUGCUUAAAUAAAAGAGUUAACAUAGUUUAUCUUUAAUUAAGUAGAAAUAAUAAUAAAAAAAAAUAAUCUAUUGAUUGAUAUUCAAUAAGAUUUAUUGAAACAAGAUAGGGGCUUGUCUUCUGCAAGGAAACCAUUGAAUCAGUGUUUUAUCCAGGAAUUUUAGGUAUGUUGGAUCUCAGCUUCGGAGCAUGGGACCUAGAUGAAACUUAUCUAGGGUCAUAUUGGAGCUAAAUCAUGAGAUUUUAUGAAAAAACUUUUGUUAUUGGAGUUUGCGAAAAAAAAAAUACUUUUUUUGCUUGCCCUCCUCUCCCCCGGGAAAUAUUUUAAACCUUUUAGAAUUUCAUAGUAAGCUACGUCAAAUUUCAUCGAAAAAUAAGCAUCCGUUCAGGAGUUAUAACGUUUUGAAAGUUUUUCAAAUGUUGCAAAAGUUUUAGCGAAGUCUCAAAACGUUAUAACUCCUGAAUGGAUUCUUAUUUUUCGAUGAAAUUUGAAGUCUGUCAAUGAAAUUCCAUGUAGCUUACUAUGAAAUUCUAAAAGCUGGAAUACUACAAAAGGUUCAAAAAAAUUUCCCCGGGGGGAGGGGGGGCAAGCAAAAAAGUCUUUUUUUUUUGCAAACUCCAAUCGCAAAAUUUUUUUCAUAAAACCUCAUCAUUUACCUCCAAUAUGACCCUCCAUAAGUUUCAUCUAGGUCCCAUGCUCCGAAGCUGAGAUCUAACACACCGAGAAAUCCUGGAUAAAACACUGCACUGAAUAAUGUAGUUGAUCAGAAUUGAAAAAAAAACAAAACCGUAAUUUUGACAGUGAUCUAUCAUCUUUAAUCAAAACCUAUAGAAGUUACUUUUAUUUCGAAAUCAGUUCGUUUUUUUUUAUUGAAGAACAACUUUGAUGAUUGAUCAAAUUGAUAGUUUAACUAAUUUAAAUGAAAAUGUGAUCGUCUUCUACGAGAAGAAGUUUUUUGUUUCAAAUCGAAGCAAAAGAAAAGUUUUCGAAACUGAUAAGUUGAUUAUAUUUCGAAAUUAUAUUUAUCGAAGAAAAUCUUCGAUAAAAUAUUUAUUUUUAUUUUAAUAUUUGUUUUUUAGGUGCAUACUUAUGUAACUCUUUAUGUAAAAGAUGUGUCUGUAACUCGAUUUGAACCUGGUUAUCAUUUAACUGUAACAGGUCUUUUACCACAUGAACAAUGUUCAUCAGUAUUCAACAUUGUUUUAAAUCGUACAAAUGAUAGUAAAAUAGUUCUUAAAUCAAAAGAACGUCUUAUAUUUCAUGUUGGUUUUCGUCGUUUUGCAUGUUCACCCAUUUAUUCUCAACAUUCAAAUGGAAAUAAACAUAAAUUUGAAAGAUUUUUUCGUCCUCGACAAACUCUUGUUGCAACAUGUUUUGGUCCAAUAACAUAUUCACCUACAUCAGUUUUAGCAUUUAAACAAUAUCCGGAUGGUCAUCAAGAAUUAGUAGCAACUGAUUCUCUUCUAUCAGUUAAUCCUGAUCGUAUUAUAUUAAAAAGAAUAGUAUUAAGUGGACAUCCAUUUAAAAUUCAUAAAAGAUCAGCUGUUAUUCGAUAUAUGUUUUUUAAUCCUGAGGAUGUUAAUUGGUUUAAACCAAUUGAAUUACGUACACGAUGGGGUCGACGAGGGCAUAUUAAAGAAUCACUUGGUACACAUGGUCAUAUGAACACAGAACCACAUAAAAGUCUAUGGACUUCCUUUUUAAAACCAUUGUAA